AUGGGCUUCUGGAAGUUCUCUCCUCUCCUGAUUCUUGGCAUCUUGGCCCUGUACCAGGUGGGCAUGCUCCAGGCAGCACCAUUCAGGUCUGCUCUGGAGAGUCCUCAGGAUGCUGCUAUGCUCAAUGAGGAGGAACUGCGCCUCCUGCUGGCUGCAAUGGUGAAGGACUUUGUGCAGAGGAAGGCCAGUGAACUGCAGCAGGAGCAGGAGACCGAGGGCUCCAGCCUGGACAGCUUCCGAGCUAAGCGGUGCAGUAAUCUGAGCACCUGUGUGCUGGGCACAUACACACAGGACCUCAACAAGUUUCACACGUUCCCUCAGACUGCAAUUGGGGUCGGAGCACCCGGCAAGAAAAGGGUCAUGGCCAGCAGCUUGGACAGAGACCACGGCCCUCACGAUGGCAUGACCCAGGAUGCCUAUUAA
Molecule: messenger RNA, 423 nt
Organism: Lynx canadensis (Canada lynx)
Lineage: Eukaryota; Metazoa; Chordata; Mammalia; Carnivora; Felidae
Product: calcitonin receptor-stimulating peptide 1-like
Exons: 3
Coding region: 1-423 (140 amino acids)
Cellular component (GO): extracellular region
Molecular function (GO): calcitonin receptor binding; hormone activity
Source: RefSeq, a predicted model, not a curated record